AUCUAAAUAUUUCUAACAGUUGUAACAGGCGAGAGUGUGACAUAGAUUGCAUCGCGAUCAUUCUUACUUUCUACCUACCGCGACUGGUCUACUUCCGCGACAAAACUUCUCUUCGACAUAAUACAUAAAAAAGUUAUCCUAACAAGGAUAAAGAAAUAUAGAAUGCUGUGUCAUAUUUACUCUUAGAACUGUAGAGACAGAUCGUUGUACUUCAAUAUGAAACUAUUGCUAUGUCUAAAUUUGUUUUUCGUGUACGUCGUUGCCAUUCCUUAUAAAGCCAUCGAUAGCAGACAAGAUUACGCUACUUCCGGUACGAGUCACAUAACAAACACAUACGCUCUACCCGAUUCGUACGAAUAUGAAGAAUACGACGAAGCCUUAAUUCCGGCCGGAACGGAAAGGGUUAAGAAAUAUCCUGUUGGAAGUGGUCAUGUCUCCGUACCUGGAGGCAAAGGUUACGUCAGAGCGGGUGCCUAUCAAAGUGGUUAUUCUGGAUCAUUUUCUUUCGGUGAUCCCAAAUUCGCGCUCGAUGCAGGAUUCAAUGUUAAAAAACUGCAAAAACAAUUACAUAAAUUUAUUCAAAGUACCAUCGGUUCUCCACAAGAUAUUGUUAGUGAUAUUUUUGCUGAUUUACCAUUUAUCGGUUAAAUUAAUUGGAAAAAUCACAUAUACAUUUUCACUUUUGUGGAUGCUGAUCGAGUCUUACGUAAAUGAUUCAGUUUAUGUAAUUUCCUAUUAUCGUGUUAUUAUAUAUUUAUUCGUUAUUAUUUAAAGUAGUGUAGUGAUUGGA
Centruroides sculpturatus (bark scorpion) is the source of this 790-nucleotide messenger RNA. RefSeq lists its product as uncharacterized. Lineage: Eukaryota; Metazoa; Arthropoda; Arachnida; Scorpiones; Buthidae. The transcript is spliced from 2 exons. The record is from RefSeq and is a predicted model, not a curated record. Bases 217 to 648 code for a protein of 143 amino acids.